Molecule: messenger RNA, 2675 nt
Organism: Sphaeramia orbicularis (orbiculate cardinalfish)
Lineage: Eukaryota; Metazoa; Chordata; Actinopteri; Kurtiformes; Apogonidae
Gene: zfand5a
Product: zinc finger, AN1-type domain 5a
Exons: 6
Coding region: 237-863 (208 amino acids)
Molecular function (GO): zinc ion binding; DNA binding
Source: RefSeq, a predicted model, not a curated record
AAACAUCCAUCCAGAAGGAACGGGACACGGAGCGAGAAAGAAGGAGAGGCAGGAAGGCGAGGAAGGGAGAGGUAGCUAAACACUAUCUGAACCAGCCUGACACGGAGGACGGCGCCGUAAACACUGCUAUAAAAAGGCAGAGGAGAUCCACAUAAGGACCCGUCGACCGUUUUUCCUGCCAACACUAACGUCUACUUUUUCUGUCUGUCGUGAAACUUCAUCGAUUUUUAGCAGCAAUGGCCCAAGAGACGAACCAGAGCCCGGUGCCCAUGCUUUGUGCCACAGGCUGCGGUUUCUAUGGAAACCCAAGAACCAAUGGUAUGUGCUCUGUAUGCUACAAGGAACACCUGACACGGCAGCAGAGCAGUGACCGUAUGAGCCCCCUCAGUCCUAUGGGUUCAGCUGCUAGUCCUACCUCAGAGGCUUCUGCUAUCCAGAGACUAGAAGCCAGUCUAGCCAAGGUUGAUGCCUCUCCUGCCUCUUCGCCAGGCAUGUCUAGAACUGUUCAAGGAUCUCUCCCUGUGACUCAACAAAUGACAGAGAUGAGCAUCUCAAGAGAGGACAAAGCAGAACCCCUAGAACCUGUUGUAAGCCAGCCUGCUGCUUCUAGCCCUGCCCCAGUAGCCUCUUCCUGCAGUGAAGAAAACAAGGGAGACACCCCCAAACCCAAGAAGAACAGAUGCUUCAUGUGCCGCAAGAGGGUGGGCCUUACAGGGUUUGACUGUCGCUGUGGCAACCUGUUCUGUGGCAUCCAUCGGUACUCUGACAAGCACAACUGUCCCUAUGACUAUAAAGCUGAGGCUGCUGCCAAGAUCCGUAAAGAAAACCCAGUGGUGGUGGCUGACAAGAUCCAGAGAAUAUAAGUUUGGCAAAACAACAGUGGCAGCGAUGACAACAACACCUUUGACACCUUUGGAAAAAGACUGGAGUAUGAGUGCGAACCUUUUGAGAUGAUCACUGGCAUGAGUGGCUAAGUGAGGAUUACAAGGACUUGAUUUACAAAAUUGCAACCUCAAGAAAAAAGAAGAAAAAAAUCCAGAAAAGAUCCUGUCUGAGGGAGAUGCAUGAAUGAUCACUUUUCUCCUCUUUUGAUUAAUUCAUUAGUUUGUUUUAUCCUAUUUUCUGUGGUGUGACUUUACCGCUGUUCAGUCCUUUUUUUAAGAAUAUGUAUCGUCUUAUUAAGAGCAGCCCAGGGUAACUGUCCAGGAUAUGCUGUGCUCCUCUCACCCAAACCAGGCGCCAUUUUGUGCCAAACCGUAGACAGCCAUUUCACCCAUGACCCCGUCACGUGUCAGAUAUUGGCGGGUCUUUCAAAGCAUUCAGACGACACAUUAAGAGUCCGCACGCGUUUUUAACUUCUUGUACUGUGUCCGUUGGUACUGGAGUCAGUCAACAUUUUGGAGAACCGUACAACUGUCCCCUACUGUGCACAAGGGGCUUUGUUACUUUGUCUCUGUCUUUCCUAGCUUUACCUACCUCACAGCUGCUGUGUUAAGCUUUGUUGUUUUCCCCUUUUCCUUCAUGUGUUUUCAUCAGCUUUGACCCCAGCAAAAUAAUGGGUCAUCUCACUCUAUCCACUCUUAAAAGUCGGCCUCGAUGACCCUCUGAUCAGCAUGUCGGUGUUGACUUUGAUCGGUCUGAUUGUGACGAGGCUGUUUUGAAAUGGUUGGAGGUAUCUGCUAGACAGGGACAACGGUUUAUUCCGCAGUUUACUGAAUCUAAAUAUUCACAAUGGACGCUAUCAGUAAAGGAGUUCCACAGAUUGUAAUCACAGAUGCCUGGUGUAGGGCUGUGUGUACUGAUGUAAGUGGCCUGGGUGGAGGUGUUGCACCCUUCUCUGGCAGGCCUGGUAGGUGGGUUUAGGCUACUUUUGUGUAAGGGGCAUGAAUGAUCGGGAUAAAUGCAUGAGUUACUCUUAAUCAGCAUUAGUAUUUCAGGAAUAAUGUAAAAGAAUUUGGCAUCACUCAACUAGAGUUUCAGACUUUUAUUUGCUGAAAGACAAUGUUAUGUUCUAUUUGUUAUUUUUUUUCCUUUUCCAUUGAUAUUGUACUGACGUUAGCGCAUGUAUUCAGUGCAUUUGUGGAAUUAGGGUAUGUGAACCAUAAUUUUUUUUCUUUUUUGUUUUUUUUUAAGGCGCUAACAGAACGUUCAUGUGAGCACAGAGUGUGUGUGGGAGUGUUGUCCCCUAACCCUAUUGUCUGUGGAGCUACCCGGUUUAUCAGCACAUGUUUACAGAACUACAGGAGCAUGCCAGAGCUAGAUUUACAAAAAAAUAAUAGAUACCAAGAUUAGAUGUAACUUCUCAUCCGUCUAACAGCUAUCGGUCUGUGUGUCUGCUAUAGAGCACUGUAGAGACGUGUGCGUGUGUGUAUUUGUGCGAGUGCAUGUGCACAUAUCUGUGCAAAGUGUGUUUUCAUGGCUGCCUGAACACAUUGAAACCCAUGUAUGUUUGUGACUUGUGUUGAUCCCCCCUUUUCUCCCCUGUAAGGAUGUUUUUCAUUUACAAAACAAUUGUAUGUAUCCGUUUGAGUUUUUGAUUCUUAGUUAUAUGCAAAUUUGUACAAAAAAUUAAAAAACAACAAACUGUGUUGAUAUUUAUGUAUUACAUAUAAUCUUGCUAUCCAGCAUUACAACAGAAUAGUAUCAUGUAAAUAAAACUGUACAGAGAGACAUUA